GACGUUCCUGUGAGAGUGUUUUUUUAUUGCCUGGAUUUUCUGUGCUUUGCCUGGAUCUCCUGAGAUCGCACCUGGAUUUACAUGCACGAUUUGAUUGUUUUUUUUGGGAGAAUUCAGGGGAGAGAAGAAGAGUGACUUUAUUGGUUUUCGGAUGAACUCUUGGACACUCGAGAGAUUAUAUUCUGCAGGACAAAAUCACAACGCGCCCCCCAACAAUGUGCCUUCAACAAGUGCUUAAUAAAACUCCGCUAAAUGUGACAAUUCUGUGUGCCUAAAAACUGUAGCCUUAACGGUUGAAUCCGGAUCAGCCCGAAAGGACUGAAGUGAAGACUGAACCAGCGCUGAAAAAUGUCGAUAGUGAUGCACUGUGUGGCAAGAUAAGGCGGAAUAUUUCACCACUUCAGCGCCCACAAUAGACAUCAUUCUCGAGAUUGUCCGCCGCAUUCGGACUUUUACUGCAUUUUCUUCUUAUCAGCGGGAUUUGAAGAGAGGACGGAAUGAAGCGACAACUGCGGAAGUACUCCACCAACUCAAUUCCCGCUCCUCCUCCGGUCAGCAUGCCUGGGCAGAUGAAUUGCGCGGUUGCGCGCACGCCGGAGCGCCGCUCGUCUAGCAACUCCGACUCCUCCGUGGAGCCGAUGGACGUGAGCUCGUCCAUCAAUCGCACGGCCAACUCCAGCACCGAGGCGUCGUCCACGGCGGCGUCUAACAAGCUGGGCAGCGAUCACAACGACACGGAGCAUAGCAACGACUCCGAGACUGAGUACACGAGUCACACGGUGGUGCGGCGUGAUGGCCUGCGCCAGAUGGACACGAGCAUCAUGAUCAUGCGGAAGAAGCAUCGCUACGGCAAGAACAACAACAGUGUGCAGUACGGCUUCGAGGAGCGGCCGGAGGAGGCCGAGGGCAAGGUGGGCGGCAAUCUGAGCCCCGGCGAGAGGGCGCCGAGCGAGAGCAUUGGCAAAUUGUCAAUGGGUGAGGACAAGAAGUACAUUUGUCCCAUUUGCGAUUCUCUCCUUGACACGCAGCAUGAAUUCACUGAACACAUCCGAGGCCACAACAAUUGCGAUGACUCCCAAAAUUUCACCUGCCGUCUCUGCUCCAAGGUGCUCUCGUCGGCCUCAUCUCUCGAUCGUCACGUGCUGGUCCAUACUGGCGAGCGUCCCUUCACGUGCAAAUACUGCCACGUGACGUUCACGACGAACGGCAACAUGCACAGGCACAUGCGGACCCACAAGCAGCGCGGUGAGGGCGAGAGCUACGAGAGUGACGGCUCCACGGACUCCAGCGGCAGCAGCAACAACAACUACCAGAAGCGCCCGGACGGGAAGCGCAAGAGCAGCGAGAUCGAGGACGUGGCGCCGAAUCAUCUCAAGCGAAAGAUUCGCACGAUCAACAACAACAACAUCGAGCCGGCGACGAAGAUCGUGUCGCAGAGCUUCUGCUGUCCGGUGUGCGAUCUCAACAACUUCUCCUCAAUGGUGCAUCUGGAAGCGCACAUGGACCAGAAGCAUCCGGACGUGCCGGCCAAGUGCCGGUGCUGCGACGUGGUGUUCAAGAGCUACAAGCUGCUCAAUGCGCACCGCUGCAGCGCCAGUCGCUCGCAGAACAUCAUGCAGGGCUUCAAGGAUCUCACCUUCGUGGACUUCUCGUCCGAGAAGUUCCCGCUGAUCGCCAAGUCGGUGUGCGAGCAGAGCAUCCGCACGCCCAUCGCGAGCCAGAAGUUCGAGUGCUCCAAGUGCUAUCGCGCCUUCCCCUGCGCCACGGCCGUAGAGAUUCACACGAAGGAGUGUGGCGAGAGCGUCCAGGACUUCAGUGUGCGCCGCAAUCGGCAGAACAGCGAGACGAGCGAGGAGGAGGCGAAGCGCGAUGACUUCUUCGCCAAUCUGGAUCUGCAGAACAAAUCGAUGACCACCACAACGUCCACCACGUCCAGCGGCGCCGUGACGCCGCAGUCGUCCGUGUCGCCGUCGCCCUCCGAUCACAUGGACAUCAAGGAGGAGAUGCUGCGCACGCCCAUGCACCACCAGGACUCGAAGGACCUGGCCGACAUUCAGUCCAUCAUCAAUGUCACGUCCUCGGGGCAGUUUCUGCGCCAGCUGGACAGACCGGCGCCCGCCAAGUCCAUUGAUCUCAAUCUGUCGCUGGGCUCCAGCAAGGACGAAGAGGAGGCCCAGGACGCCUUCACGGCGGAGUUCCGCAAGAUGAAGCUGCGCGGCGAGUUUCCGUGCAAGCUCUGCACGGCCGUCUUUCCCAACCUGAGGGCGCUUAAGGGCCACAACCGCAUCCACCUGAGCGCCGCCGGUGCGGGUCCUUAUCGCUGCAACAUGUGUCCCUACUCCAUCCACGACAAGGCCGCGCUCAUCCGCCACAUGAGCAGGACGCACAACGGUGAUCGACCUUAUGAGUGCGCCAUGUGCAAUUAUGCGUUCACGACAAAGGCCAAUUGUGAGCGUCACCUGCGCAAUCGGCACGCGAAGAGCACGCGAGAAGAGGUGAAACGCGCAAUUAUUUAUCAUCCAUCUGAAGACUCCAGCUGUGAUGAUCCGUCGAAGAAAUUGCAGCUCUUCGGCUCGCCCGACUUUGACGAUGACGAUCACAUGUCCAAAGAUCGCACCAGCACGCCCGUGUCGCAUCUGAAAGAGAUGCUGUUGCCCACGAUGCUACCCAUGGAGAAGCCGCUGAAGAUCCAGGUGAAGAGCCUCGAGAAGCUCAUCCACGCGUCCAAGUACGACGACGAGGAGGAGGAUGAGGAUGAGGAGGAGGACGAGCCGAAGGAGGAGGUGCGCGAGGGCGGAAAGCCCGUCGAUCUGUCCAUGGAUGCGCUGGACCUCAGCAAGAAGAGCUCGUCGUCGCGCGACGAGAAGGACGCCCGUGACUCGCCGUCGCCGCAGCCGAAGAUCGAUCUGGCGGGCCAACAGAUGCUCUUCGCCCAGCAACAGCUGUUCAAUGAGACCUUCUCCAAGAUCGAUCCCACCCACUUCUUCCAAUUCCAGCAGUUCUAUCGCAACCUGGCCAUGUUCCCGCCCGGCUUUCCGCUGCAGCACUUCCUGCUGCAGAACAGCCUCAUGGGCCAGGCGUCCGGCGCCAAUCCCAUGAUGGACAUGAAGAACUUCUUCCAGCCACCCAAGGACGUGCUGCAGGCCGGGCCGGCCGGUGGACUCCUGCUGAAUCCCAUGUUCACGGCGGCGGCCUCGAGUCCGCCGCUCGGGAAUCACCUGGGCAGCCAGAAUAGCUCUGGCGCCGCCAAUCACGGCAGCGCGGCGAAGAGCAGGGACUUGUCACCCAAGCAGCCACCGCAGAUGUCUCACGCGCCGCCGCCGCACCAGUCCACCGGCCCGGUGAAGAUGGUGAUCAAGAAUGGCGUACUGAUGCCGAAGCAGAAGCAGAGACGCUACAGAACCGAGCGGCCCUUCGCCUGCGAGCACUGUUCGGCGCGCUUCACGCUGCGCUCCAACAUGGAGCGCCACAUCAAGCAGCAGCAUCCACAGUUCUGGGCGCAGAGGCAGAGAAGUGGCCACAACAUGAUGCGCCGCGGCGGUGUGCCGACUCAAGCACCAACUACGCCGCAGACGAACAAUCACGCUGUGCCGUCGUCGCCCAUGGCGGCCGCCCCGAUGCCCUCCGGCGGCACUUUCGGGGCGAUUUCCGACCACGUGAAGUACGCCAUCCUGGCGCAGCAGCUCAAGAGCAGGGACUCCGGCGCCAAAAUGCCCUUCUUGCCCAAUCUGCCCAGCGGACUGGUGAGCGGCGUGCCGUCGAGGCCCAGCAGUCGUCACGUGGAGGACGAAGAGGAGGAUCCGCAACUGGUGAUCGACGAGGACUCGCAGCCCGAGGACUUGUCCCAGCUGCAGCCCCAGAAAGUGGUCGAUGAGCAGAUCUUGGCGGCGAAGAAAGUUGCAGAGAACAUCCUGGAGCAGGCGAUGAAGACAACGACCGAGAAGCCUUCUCCUGCUCAGACCGUCUCGUCGGAUGCGCGCGACUCCAACGGCAAGAUUGGCGUGAAGACAGAGAACGGAGCGAAGGGCUUCAACAAGGAGAACCUGAAGGAAGAGGGAGAUCUCGUGUCGGUGUCCAAACUGGUGGACAACGCCACGAAUCCCAUGGCUUUUGGAAACUACUUCAGAUCCGAUCCCAAUGCCCAGGAUCACAGCGAUGAGGAAGGCUUGGUGGCGUCAGGAAGUGCUUCUGAGAGCAACAAUUCGGGCACCGACGAUCCCAAUCCGUCGCCUGUGCAGCAGAAGAAGAAGUCCGCUUACAGUUUGGCGCCCAAUCGCGUCUCCUGUCCCUACUGCCAGCGCAUGUUCCCGUGGUCCAGCUCCCUGCGGCGCCACAUCCUCACGCACACUGGCCAGAAGCCCUUCAAGUGUUCGCACUGCCCGCUGCUCUUCACCACCAAGAGCAACUGCGACCGCCACUUGCUGCGGAAGCACGGCAACGUAGAGUCCGCCAUGUCGCUGUACGUGCCCAUCGACGAUGUACUGGAUCCCACGAAGAUCACGCGCGACGACGAACCGUCAUCCGUCGAGGAGGCGGCGCCGAAGUCGCCCGAGGAGGCGCCGUUGAAGAAGGAGAGCGCAGAGGUGAGCUCGCUGAAUCUCUCCGUGCCGCAGCUGAAGUCCACGGCCAUCGAGACGCUGGGGCUGAUCAGCUCGGAUCUGCCCUUCAAGUGUCACCUGUGCGACGGCUCCUUCCCGGACAGAGUGAACUGCCUGGAGCACAUCAAGGGCAUGCACACGCAAGAGUUCGCCCUGCUGCUGGCCAAGGGUGCCAUUGAGGCGGACGCGGAGGCGCAAACGGCCUCGGCUGAAGAUGACGAGAAGAACGAGGCCAAGGGAAAGUAUCCGGAUUACACGAAUCGCAAGGUGAUCUGCGCCUUCUGCAUGCGCCGCUUCUGGUCCACCGAGGAUCUCCGGCGCCACAUGCGGACGCACUCCGGCGAGCGGCCGUUCCAGUGCGACGUGUGCCAGCGCAAGUUCACCCUGAAGCACAGCAUGCUGCGCCACCAGAAGAAGCACAACAUCCACGGCGGUGGCAAUCAUCAGCCGAACAGUGCUCACAGCGCCUCAGAUCUCUCGGACGACGAGGCGACGAAUCCCACAGUGGCGCCGUCCAUCGCCAAUCUGCCCAAUCUGCUCAAGAUACCGGAGUUCAUGGAGUGGAAGAUGCAGCAGCAGCAGCUGAAGCAGGAGAAGCUACCCGAGGGCAACGGCGCCAGCAUUCUGGGGCUGUUGAUGAAGCAGCAGCACGAGCAGGCGGGCGAAGGCGAAGCGUCGGAUCUCAUCGGGAAUCUCCUGGGCAUCAGCGACAAGGGGAUACUCAACAAGGUGUUACAAUCGUCCCCGGACGAGGCGGCGAAGCUGCUGGGCGUUGAGAAGUAGGGCGAGCUAAUCUCGUGUCUUAGAAUUCGUAGAAGAAGAACCGAUAAACCAAUCGAAAUUUAUCUAGUCAGGAAUUUGAACAAGAAAAAAGAGGGAUAAAAUUCGCGAUUUCAUUUAUUAAAUAUACAACGACUUUCUGUGCUUUCUACGGGACUUUUCGUACAUUGAAUAUUAGUUGUUAAAAGAAAACCGAUCUUGUAAUAAGCGUUUAAUUAUGUAUCAUUUUGUGUUUAAACGAAAAGAAGAAAAAAAAUGUCAAGUGAAAAGUCUGUCUUGAGUUUAGAGAUCCUGUCUUAGAGAUGUGCCUAUUUAAAAGCAUAUAUGAAUCAAUAUUACAAGCUAUAUAAUUCUAAUAUAUCUUCUAUAAGUUAAGGAUAGGAUUAAUAAUAUAGAAGCAAAACAUUUUCUAUAUAAUUGAAGACUAGUUUAAAUAUACGACGAAACAAUCCUAUGAAACAUAUUUGCAAACGAAUGUGGACGAAAAUCAAAAUUAGCCCUAAUGAUGAGCUUUCUGUGUGUUGUAAAACUUUAGGAUAAAUUUUAAGUGGUGUUAAUUACCUUUCGAAACUACAGAAAUUGCGAUGAUACAAAUUGAGUGGAAAGAAAAAUGAUUAUUUUUGUAGUUGAUGAAGCAAAAUGGAAAGAAAACUGAUAUUUUAGUAGGACUAGAAAUCCACUUUUUAUUUUUCUUCUCCCCUUAGUUUUCACCCCCAAUUUUUCCAAUGUGCCCUCAAAACAAUUGAAUAGAAAAGAAAGAGUGGCCUUUCAGACCAAAGUGGCUUAAUAAGAUUAGAGACAAGAAAAAAGCGUUAGAGUUAAAUCGAUGAAGAGUGCUUGUGAGAUACAAAACUUUUCGCUUUUUGAACGAAAACACUUUUUAAUAAUGUUAAGGAAGGAUUUUUCGAACGAAUUGUGCCAUUUUUCAGACGCACCUGGCUUUUGAUUUCCCCCCUUUUUUUCUUUAAGAGAGUAAUAAUAUGUAAUAAUAAUAAUGGGAAGAAGAAGUAGUUGAGAGAUUUGCACCGAGUGGCACAAGACGCUUUUCUCCGCGGCGGCGCGAAAGUUUGCGCGCGCGAAUAUUUCCAAUUUUAGUAGAAGACUUUGUAGAGAUGUGUGGAAAAUCACAGUGAAUUUGUCAAUAGAAAUGAUUUAGGUAGUGAAAUAAUGGACUACAGUUAAUAGUAAUACUUUAUCAUUCAUGCAUGUCAACCUUGUGUAAUUAAAGUAAUUAAUUUAUUGUGGAAAUAGUGAGAAAAUAGCGACAUUAAUACAGCAUUUUACCAAAGUUGUAGACGCUUUCUUUGAAUAUUUCAAAACUAUCCCUAAAAAUAGAGAUAUAAAAAAGUCAGACUUUGUCAAAAGAAAGAAUGGGAAAUUUCAUAAAGAAAAGGAAAGGAAAAAAACAUGUAAAAUUAUAUGGAAAUUAUUAUAUUAUUCAUGAAAGGAAAACAGCAAAUACCAAAAAAUAUCGUAUCAAAUCAAAAGAAGUUAUAAUUGUAUCUUAAUAUGAUAUAAUAUUAAACUUAUAGAGAGACAAAGAUUAAAUUUUUGGGAAAGAAAAGAAAAAAAAA
This is a messenger RNA of Phlebotomus argentipes, 6952 nucleotides long. RefSeq names its product ras-responsive element-binding protein 1-like. Gene Ontology annotation, cellular component: nucleus. Gene Ontology annotation, biological process: regulation of transcription by RNA polymerase II. NCBI's taxonomy places the organism in Eukaryota, Metazoa, Arthropoda, Insecta, Diptera, Psychodidae. The transcript is spliced from 6 exons. Bases 498 to 5381 code for a protein of 1627 amino acids. Gene Ontology annotation, molecular function: DNA-binding transcription activator activity, RNA polymerase II-specific; RNA polymerase II cis-regulatory region sequence-specific DNA binding. The record is from RefSeq and is a predicted model, not a curated record.